AUGCCGUUCUCAGAUUCAGAUCACAGGCGCUCGCUUUCGCCCGAUGCUGACACCAGUGAUAUCAGACACACAAUCACUGCCAUCAGGAGCCGACCAUCCCGCAACCAAAGCCAAAGUUUAAGCCCAGAGAGAGACACCAAUCGCACCAUCCGCCACCUUAGCAAGAGUCCAUCACCGCGCCACCGUUCCAUCAGGGACCACGCUCGUGAUCAUCGUCGACAGGAGGACCCUCGAAGAGGCAGGAGCAGAAGCAAGAGUCCCUACAGAGGAGCCUCGAGCAAUUCACGUUCACCCGAACCUCGACCUUCUCGAAUCCGAUCUCCACCACGAGAGGUGAAUCGACGACCAUUACAUGAUGAUUCGCCAAGCAGGUAUCAACGCCGAGGAGAAAACAAUAGGGGACCCAGUCCUUCAUACGAAAGCUACAGACCUGCGAGAAGGGAUGACACCAAUCGGAGUUACCGUCGUGAGGACAGGGGCCGCUACGACGGCAAUGACAGAGGUCGCAGGGGCGAUAAUUUUAGAGAGUACGACCAGCGUGGAGGAGCAAGGGAUGAUCCCGACACACGUGGAGGGCCAUACACAGAUCAACGUAAUGGAGACAAUCAGCGAAACGAGGAGAGUUAUAGAGGUGGACGUAGGCCGCUGGAAGCUAUGAAGGAGUAUUCUGAUAAUCGUCGGGAUAUGCGUGCCGGAAUCAAAUUCUCUAUUUGGGCACCCUCACCAUCUGCAGAGGAACUUCGUAACAGAUCGCCGUCACCCGACAAGGAGGUUAAGAAAAAAUCGGAAAAGUCCAAGAAGCAUGAUUCAGGUUCGGAGUCGGAUCGGUCAGAUGAAGGCAGGAAGCGGCAUCGCAAGUCAUCAAAGAGACGAAAGGACAAACGAUCAUCCUCUCGCCAUAGGAGCUCCCGUCAUAAGAGUACCAAACGAUCUUCCAAGAGAACCCAACGCAGCCCAACCCCAUUCAGCGCGAGCGAAGACGAGUCAAGAGAUGGGGCAAAGAGUUAUCAUGACGAGAAGGUCGCACUGGACGACAGUUUGGCAAUUGCGCCUCGUGGCGCCACAAGCGUUGUUCAAAACCAACCCGAUCAGGACGAUGAUGGCAUGGAGUUCCCGGACGAUAUGUGGGUGGAGAAAAAGGUGGAGAUGCCAGAGGAUGACCAGGAUGUUGGACCAACGCCCUUGCACCUGAAUGACCACAUGUUGAACGAGCGCAGUUAUGGUGGUGCUCUCUUGGCCGGUGAAGGUUCGGCAAUGGCUGCCUACGUCCAGGAUGGCAAACGUAUCCCUCGUCGUGGAGAGAUUGGCCUGGAGAGUGAUCAGAUCGAGCGCUAUGAGCACUCUGGAUAUGUUAUGAGCGGUAGUCGUCACCAACGCAUGAACGCUGUUCGUGUAAGAAAGGAGAACCAGGUCAUCAGCGCUGAAGAGAAGCGAGCGCUUCUUAUUUUCAACCAAGAGGAAAAAAUCAAGAAGGACAACAAAAUCAUCAAUGAGAUGCGUGAGAUGGUUGCUUCCAAACUGCGGUCUACAGGACACUCAGUUUAG
Messenger RNA from Linnemannia hyalina, 1545 nucleotides. The record is from the annotation of a GenBank genome assembly. Lineage: Eukaryota; Fungi; Mortierellomycota; Mortierellomycetes; Mortierellales; Mortierellaceae.